AUGACGGACGCUGAGGUCACUCAACCAACGACACAUGAGAACACGGAGCCCACGAUAGAAGAUGGAGACGAUGAAGAAUCAAACGAAAUUCUUCUUAUGAAACAAAGAGUCGCCGAAAUGGAGAGGGAGGCCACCAAGCUACGAGAGCUACAGGCUGCCGCAGCUGAGCAGGCGAACUCGGCAGAAGAAUCCGCCUCCGCUAUGGAAACAGAUGAAGACAAGGCUGGUGCUGAUAGCAGGAGUAUUUAUGUUGGAAACGUGGACUAUGGUGCAACUCCGGAAGAAAUUCAGGGACACUUUCAGGCUUGUGGGACCAUCAACCGAGUCACUAUUCUUUGCGAUAAAUUCACCGGCCAUCCUAAAGGCUAUGCAUAUGUGGAGUUUUCAGAGCCGGAACACAUAGACGCUGCCGUUGCUCUAGAUAACUCUCUUUUCAGAGGGAGACUUAUCAAGAGGAAGCCGAGGCAGGCGAGUUUGGUUCAAUUUUUCUUCAUGUCGUCCACGCGAAACCUGACGCCGAAUGUAGCGCUGCUGCAUCCGACUGCCAUGUUCUCCAACUUCUGCCGUGGGUCUGUCAGACUCAUGUCUACAAGCACAAAAUCUGCGGCUUCGCAAACUGUAUCUGCAGUAUACCCAUUCUCCAAAACUGCCUUGACCCUUACCCGACCAGAAUACGCGAGAACAACACCUGCACUGAACAAAGGCAAAGGUUUAAUGGACCAUCUGCGGAAUUCACUAUACACCCCCGAAAAAUACGCAAUGAUGAAAUCUCUGUUCUCCAGAAAGUCGUCGAGCCAGCUCCGCGUCGGCAGCAUCGUCACUGUGCUUUCGGAACAGGCACCAACUACAUUUACGGGCGUGCUAAUCGCCAUUCGACGACGAGGACCAGACACGUCGAUCCGAGUGCGGAAUAUCUUGCAAAGGACAGGGACCGAGAUGCAGUUUUUCCCCAAUUCGCCACACCUCAAGGAGAUCAAGGUGGUGAGGCAACCACCAGGGGGUCGUAUGAGAAGAGCCAAACUGUUCUAUCUGCGGGAUUCACCAGACAAGAUGACAGGACUUGCUGGAGGCAAGAAUUAG
Psilocybe cubensis is the source of this 1080-nucleotide messenger RNA. RefSeq lists its product as uncharacterized. Gene Ontology annotation, biological process: translation. The transcript has 6 exons. The record is from RefSeq and is a predicted model, not a curated record. The coding region runs from base 1 to 1080 and encodes 359 amino acids. Gene Ontology annotation, molecular function: RNA binding; structural constituent of ribosome. Lineage: Eukaryota; Fungi; Basidiomycota; Agaricomycetes; Agaricales; Agrocybaceae. Gene Ontology annotation, cellular component: ribosome.